Molecule: messenger RNA, 848 nt
Organism: Haliotis rufescens (red abalone)
Lineage: Eukaryota; Metazoa; Mollusca; Gastropoda; Lepetellida; Haliotidae
Product: C-type mannose receptor 2-like
Exons: 3
Coding region: 8-637 (209 amino acids)
Molecular function (GO): signaling receptor activity
Source: RefSeq, a predicted model, not a curated record
ACGUGUCAUGGAAACUACGCUGUCAGUCACCGUCUUGUUCCACAACCUUUUGUCUACUGACCUUCACCCUGAAGCCUCGUUCUCAGCUGGUCACUGUGUAAACACCUGCUACUACAACCGGUCAUGCGCAUCAGUGUUCUAUGACCGCAGCCUUAAGCUGUGCUACCAGAGCAAUCUUUGGUUCGACGAAACCGUCGCAAGCCUCAGUGCAAGACAAAGUGUCUCUCAUGUUGCUUUCAACAGGAGCGACUGUCCGAGUCGAUGGAUAUAUCACAAACCAUCGUCGAAGUGUUUCAGAUUGAACACAAAAGCUCGGUCAUAUACUGCAGCUAUGAAUGAGUGCGAGGCCGAAGGAGGGCGGCUCUUCAAUAUCUAUAGCAUCUUGGAGGAUAAAGUCGUCUUAACACUUGUGCUCCGUGCUGGAUCUGGAAUGUGGAUCGGUCUAAAAAAGGUGGACGGGGUGUGGAAGUGGCACAAUGGCACAGCUAUAGGCUAUACACACUGGUAUUCAAGCAGUUCUGGCAACUGUGUCUUGAUGCACGGCGCAUUCAAGGAAUGGUUUGGUUAUGGAUGCAAUUAUGCUCGUAUGUCGUUGUGUGAGCGGGUCCUCCAGAAGCAGGACUUGUGUACCAUCUAAUGUCGAUUUUGGGGUUCAUUACUUCAUGUUUCAUCAUCAACUAUUUUGGGUACCUAUGAUCAUCAUCCUGUCCCGGAAGAACCACACAACGUCAAGUCUGACUAUUUGCAAGAAAUCUCUUUUCUUAAACCUAGCAUCAAAAUUCUGAGCUUUAAGAGUAGAAAGAUAAAACAAAUCGCCAUUUGAACUGAGCGAUGUGAAACGUGGCACU